This is a messenger RNA of Artibeus jamaicensis (Jamaican fruit-eating bat), 2586 nucleotides long. RefSeq names its product solute carrier family 35 member F5 (gene SLC35F5). The coding region runs from base 162 to 1754 and encodes 530 amino acids. Gene Ontology annotation, cellular component: membrane. The transcript is spliced from 16 exons. The record is from RefSeq and is a predicted model, not a curated record. NCBI's taxonomy places the organism in Eukaryota, Metazoa, Chordata, Mammalia, Chiroptera, Phyllostomidae. Gene Ontology annotation, biological process: regulation of peptide transport.
CCGAGUGGAGCUGGGUGGCAUCGGCAGCCUCGCCCAGAAGGGCCCCGUGGCUUUAGGGGCUGGGCCUUCAGCGCAGCACAAUGUCAGGCUCCACAACAGCUCUCUGAGUCCGAGGCCGCGGCCGUGGCGCUGUGAGGCGGCAGGGCCAGCCAGGUCUGCUCAUGGUGCCACCACGAAGCCAUCGUGGGGCAGGAAGGCCAGCUCUUCACCUCCGAUUAGGUUCGUUGAGUUCUUCACCUCCGUUUAGACACAGAUCUGCCAAGUUUUCAGGUAUUACCCUUGAAGAUCUCAGAAACGCCUUUAAAACAAGACUGCAAAUGGUGUGUGUAUUUAUCAUGAACCGAAUGAACUCUCAGAGCAAUAGUUUCACUCAGCGCAGGCGAAUGGCUCUGGGGAUUGUUAUUCUCCUCCUUGUUGAUGUGAUAUGGGUCGCAUCCUCAGAACUUACUUCGUAUGUUUUUACUCAGUACAACAAACCAUUCUUCAGCACCUUUGCAAAAACAUCUAUGUUUGUUUUGUACCUUUUGGGCUUUAUUAUUUGGAAGCCAUGGAGACAACAGUGUACAAGAGGAUUUCGAGGAAAGCAUGCUGCUUUUUUUGCAGAUGCUGAAAAUUAUUUUGCUGCUUGCACAACAGAUACAACUAUGAAUAGUUCUUUGAGUGAACCUCUGUAUGUUCCUGUGAAAUUUCAUGAUCUGCCCAGUGAAAAACCUGAGAACGCAAGUAUUGAUGCUGAAAAAACUCCCAAAAAGUCUCGUGUAAGGUUCAGUAAUAUCAUGGAGAUUCGACAGCUUCCAUCAAGCCAUGCAUUGGAGGCUAAGUUGUCUCGUAUGUCAUAUCCUACUGUGAAAGAACAAGAAUCCUUACUCAAAACUGUGGGGAAACUUACUGCAACUCAAGUAGCAAAAAUUAGCUUUUUCUUCUGCUUUGUGUGGUUUUUGGCAAAUUUGUCAUAUCAAGAAGCACUUUCAGACACACAAGUUGCUAUCGUUAAUAUUCUGUCUUCAACUUCUGGACUUUUUACCUUAAUACUUGCUGCAGUGUUUCCAAGCAACAGUGGAGAUAGAUUUACUCUUUCUAAACUAUUGGCUGUAAUUUUAAGCAUUGGAGGUGUCGUGCUGGUAAACCUGUCAGGAUCUGAAAAAUCUGCUGAAAGAAAUACAAUAGGUUCCAUUUGGUCCCUUGUUGGAGCCAUGCUCUAUGCUGUCUAUAUUGUCAUGAUUAAGAGAAGAGUAGACAGAGAAGAUAAGUUGGAUAUUCCGAUGUUCUUUGGUUUUGUAGGUUUGUUUAAUCUGCUGCUCUUAUGGCCAGGUUUCUUUUUACUUCACUAUACUGGAUUUGAGGACUUUGAAUUUCCCAAUAAAGUAGUAUUAAUGUGCAUUAUCAUUAAUGGCCUUAUUGGAACAGUUCUCUCAGAGUUCCUGUGGUUGUGGGGCUGCUUUCUUACCUCAUCAUUGAUAGGCACCCUUGCACUAAGCCUUACAAUACCUCUGUCCAUAAUAGCUGACAUGUGUAUGCAAAAGGUGCAGUUUUCCUGGUUAUUUUUUGCAGGUGCUGUCCCUGUAUUUUUUUCAUUUUUUAUUGUAACUCUCCUAUGCCAUUAUAAUAAUUGGGAUCCUGUGAUGGUGGGAAUCAGAAGAAUUUUUGCCUUUAUAUGCAGAAAACAUAGAAUUCAGAGGGUUCCAGAAGACAGCGAACAGUGUGAGAGCCUUAUUCCUAUGCACGGUGUUUCUCAGGAGGAUGGAGUGAGUUAGCGGUUGUCAGUAGUCCAGCUUGACAAUGGAAUAUUGUAUAGCGAAGAGACAAUCUCUGGCAAGUUUUUGGAGAAAAAUGUUUCAGUGCCUAGUCUGAAAAAUAACAGUUUCAGUUCUUUGGAACUCUAAAAUGUAUUUUCCUCAUAUCAGUUUGCUUCAUUUUCAUAAUGAAGUACUUUGCUAUAUAGCUGUGUGUAUAUCACUGUAUAGGAAGUUUCCAUCCAUAGUCCAUCUAAAGGACCAAUCUGCCUUACACCUCUCAAGAAAUUCAGCUAAUGAAAUAAUUUGAGCUAAUCAAGGGAUAAAAUUCUAAUGUUUUGGAGACUGUCUUCACAUAUUAUUUGUUAAAUGCUGGACUAUAUUAUGAAAAUGUUUUCAAGAAAUCAUUUAGUAUGUAGAUCAGUAUUUCUUAUAGGUAAAAUGCUAAAUUAAGCUGCCUAUAAUGGGUACAGAUUAUAUUUUUGAGUUCAGUAGAAUAUUGCAAAUUAACACAAAAAAAUCUUUAAUUUAUAUAAAAGUAUGUUCAUGCAAAUUUGGUUGGACUUCAGAAACAAUAUUUAAGAAAAGAUGUGGUUCACUUACACUAUAUACUGUAUUAUCCUUUCAUAGCAUUAGGUGCCUUGUAUUUUAAAUCUGUGACAAACCAUGACAAAUUUUUAAAGGGGAAAUAUUGUAAAAUGAAGAAUCAUGUAUUUCUAAAGGCUGUGUUACUAUAAAUUUAAUUGAUAAAGCUCUGCUUAAUUUAGAGUUUUAAAGAAAUAUUCUCUCUUCAAUUAAGACAUUUUCAUAAUGGAACGAAUUAAAUUGAAGUGGUAAAGAGUAAUUAUUAAAA